AAACAUUUUAUUUCGAAAAAACCCUAAUCGCAAAUAGAGGCCAAGUGUAUUUGAACACUUCAUCAUCUUCACGGCCUCCAACCGAAGAUGAAGUUCAACAUUGCGAAUCCGACCACUGGGUGCCAGAAAAAGCUUGAAAUCGACGAUGAUCAGAAACUCCGAGCUUUCUUUGACAAAAGGAUCUCCCAGGAAGUUAGUGGAGAUGCUUUGGGUGAGGAGUUCAAGGGUUACGUUUUCAAGAUAAUGGGAGGAUGUGACAAGCAAGGGUUCCCAAUGAAGCAGGGAGUGUUAACUCCUGGCCGUGUUCGCCUUUUGCUCUACAGAGGUACUCCUUGCUUCCGUGGUCAUGGUAGGCGAAAUGGAGAGCGCAGAAGGAAGUCUGUCCGUGGAUGCAUUGUCAGCCCUGAUCUUUCUGUUUUGAACCUGGUUAUUGUUAAAAAGGGGGAGAAUGAUCUGCCUGGACUCACCGACACCGAAAAGCCAAGGAUGAGAGGACCCAAAAGGGCUUCCAAGAUCAGAAAGCUCUUCAAUCUUUCCAAGGAAGACGAUGUCAGGAAGUAUGUCAACACUUACCGAAGAAAUUUCACCACCAAAACCGGUAAAAAUGCGAGCAAAGCUCCUAAGAUUCAGAGGUUAGUGACACCCCUGACGUUACAAAGAAAGAGAGCGAGAAUUGCUGACAAGAAGAAGAGAAUUGCCAAGGCUAAGUCAGAGGCAGCUGAUUAUCAGAAGCUUCUUGCUAGUAGGUUGAAGGAACAAAGAGAAAGACGUAGUGAGAGUUUGGCUAAGAAGAGGUCUAGACUCUCUGCAGCAUCUAAGCCAUCUAUUGCCGCUUAAGUUCAGUGGGAUCUUAUUGAGAGGGGAGGAAAAAUGAUGAUGAGUGGGAUCUAAUUCCUGCUAUUUUUUUGUCUGGUUCUUAUAGUUGUUUCUGGAUGUCUUACGCAGUAUUUGUCAUUUCUAGUGUUCUCAGGCGAUACUUUGAUCUGAUAGUUGCCACAUACAAUUAUCUUUCAUGCUCCAGAUUUUGGUUACUUUGCCCCUAUAUAUAAGGAUCAUCUGUCUUCUGUUUUUCUU
Messenger RNA from Solanum stenotomum, 1074 nucleotides. RefSeq names its product 40S ribosomal protein S6-like. Gene Ontology annotation, cellular component: ribosome. The record is from RefSeq and is a predicted model, not a curated record. NCBI's taxonomy places the organism in Eukaryota, Viridiplantae, Streptophyta, Magnoliopsida, Solanales, Solanaceae. Gene Ontology annotation, biological process: translation. Bases 88 to 837 code for a protein of 249 amino acids. Gene Ontology annotation, molecular function: structural constituent of ribosome. The transcript is spliced from 6 exons.